ACUAACGUAAUUACCUCCGGUGAGGAAACCUUUCUUUGGAUUUACUCCAGCGAUUUGUUUAUUAUUAGACUUCGGUUUUCUCUGCCUUUACCGGUGCUAUAUAAGACGCCUGAGACCUUCUCUGAUGACACACGGAGCUUCUCUUCUGUAAACGCUGGAGAGUGCUGCUCAUAUAUACAUUGCUCAUGGGAUCCUCCGUAGAAAACGGGUGGCUCGUGUCGCUUUCCCUGGCCGCCAAAUGUAGUGAGCUUUCCGCCUACCCCAUCCGCCUCCUCUCCCUUGCCAUCAUUGUUGCAGUUUGCUGGCUUGCGACUACCCUCCUCCACUGGGCCUACCCUGGAGGCCCUGCCUGGGGAAGGUACUGGUGGAGUAGGAGGAAGCCAUGGGGCCUCGGCAAAGCCAUCCCCGGGCCCCGCGGCCUCCCCCUUGUCGGCAGCAUGGGCCUCAUGUCCGGGCUCGCCCACCGGAAGCUCGCGGCUGUCGCGGACGCCAUCCCCGGAGCCCGACGGCUCAUGGCGCUCAGCCUCGGUGACACCCGGGUGGUCGUCACCUGCGAUCCGGGCGUGGCCAGGGACAUCCUCAACAGCCCCGACUUCGCGGACCGCCCGGUCAAGGAAUCGGCCUACGGCCUCAUGUUUCACCGUGCCAUCGGCUUCGCGCCCUACGGCGCGUACUGGCGAACCCUGCGGAGGAUCGCGGCCACCCACCUCUUCUCCCCUAAGCAGGUAUCCGCUUUGGGGUGUUACCGUGCUGAGAUAGCUGCCCAGAUGGUGCGCGCCCUUGACGGCCUCGCAGCCGAGCCCGUCCAGGUCCGAAGGAUCCUGAAGCAAGCCUCCCUCAACCACGUCAUGCGGUUCGUCUUCGGGAGGAAGUACGAGCUCCAGGGGGGGAGCGAGGAGACGAAGGAGCUAACGAGCAUGGUAGAAGAAGGCUACGAGGUCCUAGGGAAGCUCAACUGGUCGGACCAUCUGCCAGUGCUCACCGGUAUCGACCUGCAACGAGUCCGGUGGUGCUGCUCCGUGCUCGUCCCCCGAGUCAAGCGAUUCGUAACCCGCAUCAUCAAGGAGCACCGGGUCGAGCGCGCGCGCGACUCGGAGGCGGCCCCCCGAGACUUCGUGGACGUUUUGCUGUCCUUGCAGGCCCCAGAUAGGCUAUCCGAUCCCGACAUGGUCGCCGUCCUCUGGGAGAUGAUAUUUCGGGGUACGGACACCGUGGCAGUGCUGAUAGAGUGGGUGUUGGCGAGGCUGGUGAUGCACAGGGAGGUGCAGGCGAGGUUGCAGGCGGAGCUGGACGCGGCUGUCGGGACGGACCGUUUGGUGACGGGUUCCGAGGCGUUCGCAGCGCCGCCAUACGUGCAGGCGGUGAUCAAGGAGACGCUGCGGGUGCACCCGCCGGGCCCGCUGCUGUCGUGGGCGCGCAUGGCGACGUCGGACGCGCGCGUCGGCGGCGGGGCCCAUGUGGUGCCGGCGGGCACCACAGCCAUGGUCAACAUGUGGGCCAUCGCGCGCGACCCUGUCACCUGGCCAGACCCGCUCCGGUUCGAGCCGGCCCGGUUCUUGGGCCCCUCGGCCGAGUUCCCGGUCACGGGUUCGGACCUGCGGCUGGCGCCGUUCGGGGCCGGGCGGCGAAGCUGCCCCGGGAAGGGGCUGGCAAUGGCGACGGUCGAGAUGUGGGUGGCGGCACUGGCGCACGAGUUCGAGUGGCAGCCGGCAUCGGCGGCUGGCGUUGACCUCUCGGAGGUGCUGCGUCUGUCCUGCGAGAUGGCGGCGCCACUGACGGUCAGGCUGCGGCGUCGCCGGCUGUCCACCUGAUGGAACGUGGUGUUAGCUGUUCAGUUGUAAUCUAUACGAAUAGUUGGAUGUGAAUAGAGUGGCUUCUAAUAGUGGCUUCCUUAUAACUUCACGUCGUUUGUAAUCUUCUGCCUCUCUUUCUUUUUCUUAUAACGAAGGCUUGUGUAUGUUUUACUA
Musa acuminata subsp. malaccensis (wild Malaysian banana) is the source of this 1967-nucleotide messenger RNA. Its product is annotated as cytochrome P450 78A6-like. The record is from RefSeq and is a predicted model, not a curated record. Gene Ontology annotation, molecular function: monooxygenase activity; oxidoreductase activity, acting on paired donors, with incorporation or reduction of molecular oxygen; heme binding. NCBI's taxonomy places the organism in Eukaryota, Viridiplantae, Streptophyta, Magnoliopsida, Zingiberales, Musaceae.